This is a messenger RNA of Aethina tumida (small hive beetle), 518 nucleotides long. RefSeq names its product biogenesis of lysosome-related organelles complex 1 subunit 6-like. Lineage: Eukaryota; Metazoa; Arthropoda; Insecta; Coleoptera; Nitidulidae. The record is from RefSeq and is a predicted model, not a curated record. The transcript has 4 exons. Bases 55 to 501 code for a protein of 148 amino acids. Gene Ontology annotation, cellular component: transport vesicle; extrinsic component of membrane; BLOC-1 complex. Gene Ontology annotation, biological process: intracellular transport.
CUUUGUUAUAACCUAUUUUUAUUUAUUGUUGUUUUUGUUCUACAUUCUUGAACUAUGGAUACAAUUUCUACAGAAAAUAUUUGUAUGGGAGUAAAUCAAACAAAUAUAAAUCCCUAUGUAAAUUCAGUUGACUUCUUGUCUGAAGGAUUGUUGCACAUAUAUCAGCCCAGUCUAACAAAUGUAAAAAAGCAAUUAAAGGAGUUGACAGACAAACAAAAAGCGAUUCUAGAUCAAUUACAUGAAGAAAAUUUAUCUUUAUCUAAAAACCAGUACAGUGCAGACCUUGAAGAAAUAUUUAAUAAAAUGAAAGUAUACCAAACUAAAUUAUUGAAUAUAAAAAAAGACAUUAAAGUUUUACAUGAUAGGAGUACAAAAUUGAAGAAACGUGCUUUAAAGCUGCAACAAUUAAAAGAAAAAGAGGAAUAUUUUAAACAACAAAAGGAAUUGAAAAUAAAGAAAGAGGAGGAAUUAAUAGGCCCUUCUAAAAUGACAGUUGACUAGUAUUAAAUGUAAUGUUA